GUGACGAAAGUUAACUUAAACAUGUACAUAGGUUUCAGACUAGGCCAGUUCGUAAGCGUUAACAAUUAUGUGCAGAGUUUCUGCACAGGUGGCUGGCAGUGACCUGGAUGCACUGCACCUGUCGUCUGUCAAGUGGCUGCUAAUGCGAUUAGGGAGCACACAGAAAACGGGAUUGGCACUCGGGACUGGCAACUCAGCUGCCAAUCAGAAGGACACGAAGUAAAGUAAACACAACCCCACACCCCUGACAAGAUGCCGGCGGACAUAGUGACCACGGAGCAGCUGCGCUACCAGCUCGCCUUCAGUCAUGCCAUGGAAAGGACGACGAGGCACUGGCAGGAGACCUUCGCGUGGUACCCUAAGAUGCAGUGCUGCCAUUAUCAGCGGAUUGACCAGAUCUAUCUGACGAGUCGCCAGCGGUACGGCGACGGCCACUUCCUCAAGUACGCCAACCGCAGGCGCCUGGCAAAGAAGUUCGUGGUUACCGCCCAGGAGGUUGCGGAAGGUUUGGAGGAUCUGAAGAUGCUGGAGCAAGACGGCAUUACGGGCCUCAAAGUUGCGGUCACCGAGAACGGGGAGUACGGCCGAAUGAAGCCCUCCAAGCUGUACAUGUGCUAGGACACCCUGUGACCAGCCGGCCCGCUCUGCUCCCCAAUCCUCGCCAGAACCCCUCACGAUUAAACUAUCAUUCUCUGCUGACAAUGCAACUCUCAAUGGCCGUCACUCAUUACGCGAUUUUAGCAUGACCGUGCGCAUAAUUAACAAGGUGAAAACGUCAGUCCCACCUGCAACUGCUUGCCCCGCCCGCCUCGCCGCCGUAGCGAGUGCUCACUGUACCUUCUCCUACUGGGGCGCAGUUGAAAAGUUCACACAGGUAAUUAAGUGAUCGCGUCUGUCCACUCCAUGAGAUGACUUGCCUCGCUUGUUCGGGAUCUCGGAAACUGCUUUAUGGCGCCCAUAAACUGGGAAAUAUUAUGCUCAGUGAAUUAAUUAUAGAUACCAUGCGAAUCUUAAGGAUUUCGUUUAGGACAGUCACUUCGCCUGAUAACUGAUUGAUAAAUUUACAAUUGUGAAAUAUAAUCUGGGAUACUGUUUGCGAAAAUAUAGUUAUUUCGGGGCACGCCGCACUGCGAGUUCCUUGAUAAAUGUGUCCAUCGACGCAGCUGCUCCUCCUGCGAUUGCAGACGUAAGCCCAGGUGUCGUGGGCCAACUUCGAGCAGUAUGAUUUAAAAGUUCCAUAUGCAAAUUACCCUCAAAGUUUCCGGCGAGCCCAUCCGUCUAUCGGAGUGCGUGGUAGAUGGAAAUGCGAAAGUGGCAAGUGGAAAUGUGAACUGUGAAAUGGGGAAAAUAGGAAAUGCAAAUGCCCAUGCAAGUGUGCAAAUUACACAAAGGACGCUAACUUUGGGCCAACUUGCGAACUGGGCCAGCGACUCAUUAGACACAUGACAGCAUUCACAGAGUGGGUGGUGGUUCAAUCGGCCCAAUGUGCGGGGAAGGGGAGGUGGAUCGUCAGGUGGGCAGCGGCAAGUGCGUGUGAAAAAUCAGCCAUCAGCAGCCCACAGAAUCGCCAAGCGCGCAAUUAAACGGUAGCGGAUAAUUGCUAUCGAAAGCCAUAAUGAUGGCCGGAUCAGUACUUACCCCGACUCCAGUAUAUGCUUCCAUAUCUUGAUGCGGCUCUCCAGAGGAGAGCUUUGUGCGCCUUUCUCGGCUCUCAUUGUUCACCCGAUUUUCCCAUCAGCAUCGCAUCGAUGCGAACUUUUCGAGACCAUCACCUUAUUUCUGUUGACUCAUACUCCUCCCAAUCCAACGGACGGACAGCCUCUGAUUUUGGCGGUGCUCAAGACUGAGCAGUGGUGACAGUCGAAAAAGCAGGCCAGAACGAGAGUUGCUGCGCUGUAGAGCUCAAAACAAAUAAACAC
Drosophila melanogaster (fruit fly) is the source of this 1919-nucleotide messenger RNA. RefSeq lists its product as uncharacterized. The record is from RefSeq and is marked reviewed. The transcript has 2 exons. Bases 253 to 618 code for a protein of 121 amino acids. Lineage: Eukaryota; Metazoa; Arthropoda; Insecta; Diptera; Drosophilidae.